AUGGGAUUGGAGGAUACCGAAGUUAUAGUGGGAAAUCUACAAGACGAAACACCUUUAUUCGAUCACUUUACCACCGCAGAGCAACGUGAAACUGCGGAAACACUGGCUGAUAUAUAUUCGCUUAUAAUCGCGUUGGAUCAUGUCGAAAAGGCUUAUCUCAGAGACAGCCUUUCAGGUGAAGACUAUACAGUGAUCGCCAACAAGCUAUUGGCACAGUACAAGGUAUACCUCUCAAAUGAACAGGUUGCAAAGGAAUUUGGGGAUUUACAGGACUUUAAAGAAAAAUACAGCAUCAAUGCCUCCAAUGCUAUAACAAGAAUCGAGCGUGGAAUUCCUGUUACAGUGGAGCACGCGAUCCAAAGCGGAGACAACAAGGACCCAGCAUCUGUCGGUAACUCCAAAUUCGGGGGGAAAGCGGUGGCAGAAGCAACCGGUAACUUUAUUACGACAAUGGACGCUCUGAAACUGAAUUAUCGCGCCAAGGAUCAGCUCCAUCCUCUAAUGUCUGCAUUGCUGCUAAGCAUCAAUAGAGUAAGCUCGCAGGAUUUCGAGCAGCGAAAAAACUUGGUUCAAUGGAUUGUGAAAAUUAACAAAAUGAAGGCCAGUGAAAAAAUGUCCGAAGAAGACGCCCGCGAACUGCUUUUUAGUCUUGACGCGGCCUACAAAAGUUUUUACACGCUUCUAGAGUAG
This is a messenger RNA of Lachancea sp. 'fantastica', 690 nucleotides long. NCBI's taxonomy places the organism in Eukaryota, Fungi, Ascomycota, Saccharomycetes, Saccharomycetales, Saccharomycetaceae. The record is from the annotation of a GenBank genome assembly.